AUGUCAGCUACCGAAGCGAACUAUCCGUUCAACAAACCCACAGCGGAUCUCACCGUGUGUUCUUCUGACAAUGUGAAUUUCGGCGUCCACAGAAUUAUUCUCGCCGAAGCAUCGCCCGUCUUCGAGACCACGUUCCAGCUUCCCCAGCCACUCGAUGCACAGAACCAUCACGUUGUCAGCCUCACAGAAGAGUCUGGGACGCUGGACAAGCUAUUCCGGAUAUGCUACCCAGUUCCCGACCCUCCGCUAGAUUGUUUGGAGGAUGUCGAAGCGGUUCUGGCGGCGGCAGCGAAGUACGACAUGGAUGAGGCGCAGGCUGUAUGCAAGAAGGCGCUGCUGGAUGCAGAUUUGGUACAGCGAGAUCCUGUUGGUGUCUACGCCAUCGCCAGUCAACCUGAAGCUGGAAGAUGUGACGCGUGCGGCCGCUCGACAAACGCUCCGCUAUCCAUACGAGCCGCUGGAUUCCCCGUCCCACACUUUGGCGAAACUCCCCGCGAUAGCUACUGUUACAACUACGACUGCUUUAGAUGUCGUGAUGAAGACGGGCUUGAGCAUGAGCCUGUACCUGCUGGGUGGGUCACGCGUAGAUACAGCCUCGACGUCGAUGUUAAAGACUAUCUUUCCUACGCUGCGGAGCUCAUGGAGGUAUCCCCAUGUGGAGACGCGCUGGUGGAAGAUGCGGAACUCGGGUCCUGCCGCUUCGUGGAAUCAUCGUUGCCUGCCUGCAAGGAUUGUCGCCGAGAUAUCUGCACUUUAAUGCGAGAUUGGCGGAACAGCCUUGCAGAAGAUGUCAAAGGUGCCAUUGCACAGCAACAACUCCAGAUUGCAUUUUAG
Sparassis crispa is the source of this 834-nucleotide messenger RNA. RefSeq lists its product as hypothetical. Gene Ontology annotation, molecular function: protein binding. The record is from RefSeq and is a predicted model, not a curated record. The coding region runs from base 1 to 834 and encodes 277 amino acids. The transcript is spliced from 3 exons. Lineage: Eukaryota; Fungi; Basidiomycota; Agaricomycetes; Polyporales; Sparassidaceae.